AUAGGCCCUAUAUACCGCCUCCUCAUGCUGCUGCCAGGCCCCUAAUCUGCCAUGGGCCCCUAUAUACCGCCUCCUCAUGCUGCUGCCAGGCCCCUAAUCUGCCAUGGGCCCCUAUAUACCGCCUCCUCAUGCUGCUGCCAAGGUCCAGAGUCUCUCAUGGGUCCCUGUACGGCCUCCCAUUGCUGCUGUUUCCAUCGCCACACUCUGCCAUGUGCCACUUUCAGGUCUCCUCACACUGCUGGUGGUUUCCAUUUUGUCAUAGGUUGCUGUAUGGCCUCCCAUUGCUGCUGCCAGAGGUCCCAGCACCGCCACACUGUGGCUCCACACUCUGGAGUUUUGGCCCCGAGUGACUGACCCAAAGAUAGAGUGAAGUGUAGGCGGUGAUUCUCAAGAUCGACUGGCACUCAUCUGCAUGUCAUACUGACAUGUGACAGUAUUAUUUCUCAUUCCCCCAGCAGACUCCAAGGGGCAUUAUAAAAUUAAAGGUACAGUGUUCUGCUCUAAUAUAA
Messenger RNA from Staurois parvus, 509 nucleotides. The record is from the annotation of a GenBank genome assembly. Lineage: Eukaryota; Metazoa; Chordata; Amphibia; Anura; Ranidae.